AUGCCCAGAGUCAAGAGGACUCGGAGAAAGACUCCAAUCGUCCUCCCAGAGACGACCAGAACAUCUUCGAGUACCCCUCAAUCAAGUAGAACCGUCAUUCGCCGUUUUCACGUUCUCCUUAAAAAGCGGUCUCAAAUUCUCAACACACCCACAGGGGACGCCAACACAGCGGAGGCGUUGGCCAGCGUCCAGCAUCAGAUAUCCGAUCUCGGAGAUCUGAAAUGCUAUCAGAGAAUGUCUGCUGUAGGGCAGAGCGGCGAUCGUGGUGGUGGAAGUGAAAAAGUAUUGAUCCGUUGGUUGAAGGAGCUCAAGGUCAACAGCCUGAGCUUGAAAGAGAUAAAAGUGAGGCUUCUCGAAGUUGGAGCGCUCAAGCCAGAUAAUUACAAAUCUUGUUCUGCGUGGAUUGAGUGCACACCGAUUGACUUGCGUUCACGCCACCCGUCAAUUCGAGAACAGGAUUUUCUUCUCAUGUCUGAGGAGCACCGCAGCGCAUGGGAUGUCAUAAGCCUGAGUUUGGUAUUGAAUUUUGUUCCAGAACCUAACGAUCGAGGUCGCAUGUUACAACUUGCUCACCGGAUGCUCGCUCCCGGCGGCUACCUGUUUCUUGCGCUUCCCUUGCCCUGCCUUCUGAAUUCACGGUACCUGACAUUUGAACAUUUCAGAGGUCUUAUGAAUCACCUUCAUUUCACGGAAAUCUACGAAAAAUGGCGACAAGGUGGGAAGAUGGUUUACUGGUUGUAUCGUAAAGAGGACCUUGCGCCAUCAGGACAUCAUCUUUUUUACAAGAAAACCGUUCUUCGCCAAGGCCAACGCAAUAACUUCUCCAUUCUUCUCAAGGAACCAGAUGUGUUCACGUUCCAAUCAAUAUCACUACUAAGUAAUCCAAAUUGAGUUAUC
Laccaria bicolor S238N-H82 is the source of this 897-nucleotide messenger RNA. RefSeq lists its product as uncharacterized. Lineage: Eukaryota; Fungi; Basidiomycota; Agaricomycetes; Agaricales; Hydnangiaceae. The transcript is spliced from 5 exons. Bases 1 to 891 code for a protein of 296 amino acids. The record is from RefSeq and is a predicted model, not a curated record. Gene Ontology annotation, molecular function: rRNA (adenine) methyltransferase activity. Gene Ontology annotation, cellular component: nucleolus.